GAAAAUACCAACGAAAAAACGGCUUUUGAAUAAGCAGUUCUGAAAAUUCCUUCUCAACUCGUUUUCAGUUUCAGUCUUCUUCUUCCCUCAUCAACACGCUUCACCAAAAUCCAAUUUCGAUUUCAAUAUUUAUAUGUAAACAACACCAACAAUAACAACACCAACAUUCCUCUCAAAUCCCGCACUCCCUAACCAUGGCGGGUGCACACUCUUCUCAUCACAGACCGCCCACCGCAACCACCUCCUCCUCCCGUCUCCUCCUUCUCCUCACCGUCCUCCCCCUCACCCUCGCCGCCUUCGCCUUCAUCCUCCAAUGGCGCGGCGGAAUCACCGAUCCCGUCACCCGGUGGUCACCCGAUCAAAACGUGUUCCCCGGUAUGUCAAUCUCCAGCCACCAACAACAACAAUCGCAAACUCGUUCACGUUCCGAUUGUUCUAACCUUUUCCCCAAUUCUCAUUCCCCUUCUUUCCCUUACUUCCGUGAUUGGAAAAUCGAUUACUCCGUCGAUCUUUCCCCUAAGAUAUGUAUUACGACGAGUACUUCUGCUGAUUUGGAACAAACAUUGCCGUGGAUCUUUUAUCAUAAGGUUAUGGGAGUUUCGAGUUUUUUCCUUUUCGUUGAAGGGAAAGCUGCGUCGCCUAAUGUAUCUAGAGUUUUAGAAAGCAUUCCGGGGGUUAAAGUUAUAUAUAGAACAAGAGAAUUAGAGGAGCAACAAGCUAAAAGCCGUAUAUGGAAUGAAACUUGGUUGGCAAGCUUCUUCUACAAACCAUGUAACUAUGAGUUGUUUGUGAAGCAAUCUUUGAACAUGGAAAUGGCGAUUGUCAUGGCAAGGGAUUCUGGCAUGGAUUGGAUCAUCCAUCUAGAUACUGAUGAACUGAUACAUCCAGCAGGAACUCAGGAAUAUUCAAUGAGACAGUUGCUAUCUGAUGUGCCUGGGGAUGUUGAUAUGGUUGUUUUUCCAAAUUAUGAAAGCAGUGUUGAGCAAGACGAUAUCAAGGAGCCUUUCAGUGAGGUUUCAAUGUUCAAGAAGAACUAUGAUCACCUUCCAAAGGAUGUGUAUUUUGGAAAUUACAAAGAAGCAACUCGUGGCAAUCCAAACUAUUUUCUAACUUAUGGAAAUGGGAAAGCAGCAGCCAGGGUUCAGGAUCAUCUCCGUCCUAAUGGUGCACAUAGAUGGCACAACUAUAUGAAGACACCUAAUGAGAUCAAGUUGGACGAAGCUGCUGUUCUGCAUUACACUUACACCAAAUUUUCUGAUUUGACUUCAAGACGUGAUCGGUGUGGCUGCAAGCCUACAAAAGAUGAUGUAAAAAGAUGUUUCAUGUUAGACUUUGACAGAGCUGCGUUCAUAAUUGCUUCAACUGCUACUGAGGAAGAAAUGCUUCAAUGGUACCGUGAACACAUUGUGUGGACAGACAAAGCACUAAAGAUGAAACUUAUUAGAAAAGGCAUCUUAUCUCGCAUUUAUGCUCCCAUGGUCAUUAUUCAAAGUUUGAAAGAAUCUGGUGUUUUUAGCUCGGUGAUUGCGAAAGCUGCUCAGACAACAAUAUCAAAAGACAAAUUUUUAAAAUCUGUUGAGAGUAGCAAUUCAAGUAGGAAUGGCAGAUCAGAAAUGAUAUCUUCUAGAAAAAUUGAUGCUGGUGGAGUAUCCCAAGCAAUUGCAAGAAGAAUCUUGGAGGUUAUAGAUGAUUCAAUUCCCUCUGCAAUUCCACCAUUAUCUCCACCCAGCCAUGACGAUGCUGACUUCCUUAUGUCCUAGAUUUCGACUGACUCCUUGCCAUGGCCAUAAAUUCUAGAGAUUUUUUUAAGAAAGGCAAUGAUAGAAGCACGUCUGUCUAUUAUGAUGGGCAUAUCAGUUUUAGGAUUCAUGGGUUUUUUCCCGAUCAUUACCCCAAGCGCUUAUGUAAAUUUCAGGUAUAGAGUGUAGGCUUAGUGUAGGUAUCAUCAUACAGGGCAGACUUUUCUAUCUGUUCGUUAUUCUUUUCUUAUUUCUACUGGGCAGAUUGGCUGCGAUUGUAACGGAAAUUAGAGGCCUGUUCUAUUUUUGUUCACACACAUUGAGAGAAGCAUGUUAUACUUACAGGUUGAGAUUAUCUCCCCCAGUUGGAGAAAGGAGAAAUGAUUUAUACAAUGGAAAUGAUAUUUUGCGAGUUUUUGCCAGACA
Messenger RNA from Vicia villosa (hairy vetch), 2165 nucleotides. RefSeq names its product glycosyltransferase-like At2g41451. The record is from RefSeq and is a predicted model, not a curated record. The transcript has 11 exons. The coding region runs from base 195 to 1760 and encodes 521 amino acids. Lineage: Eukaryota; Viridiplantae; Streptophyta; Magnoliopsida; Fabales; Fabaceae. Gene Ontology annotation, biological process: response to abscisic acid; cellulose biosynthetic process.